Molecule: messenger RNA, 180 nt
Organism: Cetraspora pellucida
Lineage: Eukaryota; Fungi; Glomeromycota; Glomeromycetes; Diversisporales; Gigasporaceae
Source: the annotation of a GenBank genome assembly
UAUCAUCAGCAAGUUGAUAAGCGAAUGUUUACUCAACUUAAGCAUUUAUAUUUAAUGCUUAAAAGACUUGAAGAAAGUACAAAUGAAAUUAAAGCCAGGCUAGAUCACCUGGAAAGGCAUCAAGAAAAACAAAAAAAUGAUCUCUCUGUACAAAUAAUAGAUGUAAGUGUUUUGGGUUAG